CCAUAGCCACAUGCUUCACCUACCGUCACGUCCCCCGCUAACCUCCUCACCUUCACUAUAAAACACCCAACACCGCCUCACUUCGUCGCUCACAACUCCCACUUAGCUACCUCACCCUCUCUGAUCCUUCAAUUCAAUCCUCCCAUGGAUCUCGUCCUCCUGGAGAAGACCCUUCUGGGUCUCUUCGUUGCUGUUAUUGUCGCCAUUGCCAUUUCCAAAUUCCGUGGCAAGCGUUUUAAGCUCCCUCCUGGUCCUUUGCCUGUGCCAGUUUUUGGUAAUUGGCUUCAAGUCGGCGAUGACUUGAACCACCGUAACCUCUUUGACCUCGCUAAGAAAUUUGGAGACAUAUUCCUUCUUCGUAUGGGGCAACGUAAUCUCGUGGUUGUCUCUUCACCGGAGUUGUCUAAAGAGGUUUUGCACACUCAGGGUGUUGAGUUCGGUUCCAGAACCCGAAAUGUUGUGUUUGAUAUUUUCACCGGCAAGGGACAAGAUAUGGUGUUCACCGUGUACGGUGAACACUGGAGGAAGAUGAGGCGGAUUAUGACAGUUCCAUUCUUUACAAACAAGGUUGUUCAACAGUAUCGACACGGGUGGGAAUAUGAGGCGGCGAUGGUGGUGGAAGAUGUGAAGAAGAACCCAGAAGCAGCCACCAGUGGGACUGUGCUGCGGCGGAGAUUGCAGCUGAUGAUGUAUAAUAAUAUGUACAGGAUUAUGUUCGAUAGGAGAUUUGAGAGCGAAGAUGAUCCGUUGUUUGUGAAGCUGAAGGCUUUGAAUGGAGAGAGGAGUAGAUUGGCUCAGAGCUUUGAGUACAAUUAUGGCGAUUUUAUUCCAAUCUUGAGACCUUUCUUGAGAGGUUAUUUGAAGAUCUGUAAGGAAGUGAAGGAGAGGAGAUUGCAGCUCUUCAAGGACUACUUCGUUGAAGAAAGGAAGAAGCUAGCAAGCACGAAGAGCAUGGACAAUGAAGGGUUGAAAUGCGCAAUUGAUCAUAUUUUAGACGCACAGCAGAAGGGAGAGAUCAAUGAAGACAACGUCCUUUACAUCGUUGAGAAUAUCAAUGUCGCUGCAAUUGAAACAACACUGUGGUCGAUUGAGUGGGGGAUUGCUGAGCUAGUGAACCAUCCUGAAAUCCAGAAGAAGCUGCGCCAUGAGCUUGAUACAGUGCUUGGACCUGGUCACCAAAUCACUGAACCUGAUACCCACAAGCUCCCAUAUCUCCAAGCUGUUAUCAAAGAGACUCUCCGUUUAAGAAUGGCAAUUCCACUUCUUGUCCCUCACAUGAAUCUCCAUGACGCAAAGCUUGGUGGCUAUGACAUUCCUGCUGAGAGCAAGAUUCUGGUCAAUGCAUGGUGGCUCGCCAACAAUCCUGCUCAGUGGAAGAAUCCUGAAGAGUACAGGCCAGAGAGGUUCCUGGAAGAGGAAUCCAAGGUUGAGGCCAGUGGAAAUGACUUCAGGUACCUGCCGUUUGGAGUUGGAAGGAGGAGCUGCCCUGGAAUUAUUCUUGCAUUGCCAAUUCUGGGGAUUACUUUGGGACGUUUGGUGCAGAAUUUUGAGCUGUUGCCACCUCCAGGACAGUCAAAACUUGAUACCACAGAGAAGGGUGGACAGUUCAGUUUGCAUAUAUUGAAGCAUUCCACCAUUGUUUGCAAGCCGAGAUCAUUUUGAUUCGACUUCGUUUCUUUUUUGUGUAAUGGGUACUACAGGGUUCUUGAAGAAUGUGGGUAAAUUGUUUUUAUAUAUAUAUAUAUAUAUAUAUGGUGAUUGAGACCUGGGCUGUGAUCUUGUGUAAAUCUAUGAACUUCAAAUGUUCUAAGACCCUGCAAUAAUUAAGUAUAUUUUCUUUUUCAUUA
Messenger RNA from Manihot esculenta (cassava), 1847 nucleotides. RefSeq names its product trans-cinnamate 4-monooxygenase. The record is from RefSeq and is a predicted model, not a curated record. Gene Ontology annotation, molecular function: heme binding; trans-cinnamate 4-monooxygenase activity; iron ion binding. Bases 145 to 1662 code for a protein of 505 amino acids. Gene Ontology annotation, biological process: lignin metabolic process. The transcript has 3 exons. NCBI's taxonomy places the organism in Eukaryota, Viridiplantae, Streptophyta, Magnoliopsida, Malpighiales, Euphorbiaceae.